Molecule: messenger RNA, 6861 nt
Organism: Crotalus tigris (Tiger rattlesnake)
Lineage: Eukaryota; Metazoa; Chordata; Lepidosauria; Squamata; Viperidae
Exons: 3
Coding region: 728-6217 (1829 amino acids)
Source: RefSeq, a predicted model, not a curated record
GCUCUGUAGUCGCUCAAGUGAAGUGCGGGCGGAGAGCGGUCGUAGUACCAGAAACGUCAUGGCCAGGAAGAAAUAGGAGGCUUCGCUGUUAUGCGGCCCCAGAAGCUGCCUAAUCCUUUGCGGCCCUCUCGUUCGAUCGAGCUUCUAAAAUCAUCCUCAGGAGCCUGCCAGAUAGCCUGAGUCCUUCAUCGGGGAACAUCAUAUUGGAGGCGGUUGUUGAAUUAAGAGAACAAAGGCAGUUGGAGUAAGAACAGGAAACGAUCAUCAGACAAAUUACUUGCUAACUCCUUAAUCUAGACAUAAAAGGCCAUGAUUCCAACAGGCUGUAAAUAAGAAACACGCACCCAACAAAGGUUUACCAUCACCUAGAAAAUGUUUCAACCUACAUCCAAGUCACAUUCCUGAUGAAAAGAAUUAAUCGUUAUGAACUGGGAUCAGAAAAGUUGCACUUAUGUUUCUUUUACGUGUAGCUUUUUAAAAGAAAACAGCUUGGUUAGAAAGGAGAUCUGGCUUGCUGAUGCUACAAAAGCUAGUACCUCAGGGCCUCAGAAUUAAUUUAGCAAUUUUGCUAAAAGAAAAGCUGAGUGAUUUUGAAAUUGCACUUGCCCAGAUAAAUCCUGGGAAUGAGGAAAUACUCAAUUUGGAGAGUCUGGAACCUACUUCUGACCCAAAUGAGAAUUAUACUUAGAUCAGUCACUACCAGAAAACUGGCUAUUCUACACAAGCAAUGGAACAAGAACUUAUAAAAAGAAUAAUUUCUGAAAAAAAUGUGGUGGACAAGUCUCUUCAAACAGAUAGCAAAGUGAGCAUUUUUAGACGGAAAGAAAUAAUGGAUGAAAGUGAGCAGACAAAUAUUUCUGCAAGGACAAGUAGUGUAACACCUUUUAAGAAACAAUUGCAGCCCAACAGUCCUCAACUUCAAGACCAAGAAUCCUAUUGUAAUAAUCAGCAGCCUGUUGCUUACCAGCCUUUACAAACCCCAAAGUCUUUUCAAGAGGGCUUUGAACAGGAGAUUAUUUUUCCUGAAAAGACAAAAAUAAAAAAAACUUGUAUGCAAGAAUCUGGCUAUGCAACUGAACAAGUAGAAAAGCAUGAUAGUCAGCAAAUAAAGACACAAGUCUCACACCUUUGUAGCCAAGAUUUAAAUAGACUGGAAUCUCCACACAGCAAUGAACAAGCCAUUUGUGUUCAAAAUCUACCAAGCAAAACAUUUUCUCAGGAACAGCCCUUGAACGAAGCAGAUUUAAUGAAAGAAAGGACUUUGAUUAGUGAAAGAACAAGUCAGAGGAUAUCUAGCUAUCAACAAACUAGUAUUGCUUGGGGCCCAGAAACACUUGCAGAACUUUUACUUCCUUUUCAUCAAUCCAUGAUAAACAAUUCAGAAAAAGAAACAUUACAUACUGAAACAUUGUUAACAUUUUCUGGGGCUUCUGAAAUGAAACCUGUGUUACAAGAAUCUCAACAUAGUACGCAACAGCUACAAUGGCAAGAAUUAGAACAAAUUUCUCAAAGGGAUAUAGUACAAGAAUCUUGGCACUGUAUUCAGCCUCCAGAUGGACAAGAAUCGAGGAAUAGUCAAUCUGUGACUGUACAAGAAUCUCAGCACAGUAUUCAGCAGCCAGAAGAGCAGGAAUCAAGGCGAGAUAGUCAAUCUGUUGCAGUACAGGAUUCUUGGCAUGGUAUUCAACAGCCAGAAGGGCAAGAAUCAAGACGGGGCAGUUGUUCUGUUAUAGUACAGGAAUCUCAGCACAGUAUUCAGCAGCCAGAGGGGCAAGAAUCCAGACGAGGUAGUCGAUCUGUUGCAGUACAGGAAUCUUGGCAUGGUAUUCAACAGCCAGAAGGACAAGAAUCAAGGCAAGGUAGUCAAUCUAUUGCAAUACAAGAAUCUCAGCAUCAUAUUAAAAAGCUACGGGGGCAAGAAUCAAGGAAAGCUAGUCAACAAGCUGCAGUACAAGAAUCUCAGCACAGUAAUCAAAAGUCAGAGGGACAAGAAUCAAGGCGAGGUAGUCGAUCUCUUGCAGUACAAGAAUCUCGGCGCAAUAUUCAAAAGCUCCAGGGACAAGAAUCAAAGCAAGAUAGUCAACAGACUGCGGUACCAGAAUCCCAAUAUAAUAUUCAAGAGCCAAAAAUAUCUAGAGUAUGGCAGGAGACCCAACUAAGAGGCCAACAAGUAGAAUCAGAAAAAACAAAAUCAGAGGAACAAAAAAUAAAGCGACGUAGAAAAAUACGAAAAAUUAAAAUUGACCAAGCUCAGCAGACAGAUAGUGCUCAGAGUCUGAAAAGAGAGUUGCUUGAAAAAGGUUUACAGACUGAUACAGUUAGCAUUGCAAAAAUUAGAACACAAUUAGGAAUGCAAGAAUCUCACCAUGGUAGUCAUCAGUAUGACUUGCAAAAAGCAGAUAAGCCUGUUAUUUCAGACCUCUGCACUGACAGUCUGCCAGAAAAAGGGCAAGAUUUUGGCCAAGGAAGCAAGCCAGUUGACAUUACAGAAUUUCGCUCUUCCAGUCUACCAGCCAAUUUACCAGACUCUCUCUAUGAUAGCCAGCAAACUGAGGUGCAAGAAUUUCGUCACAAUAGUUUCCCUCAAGAAGAUCGACAAGUUCGUCACAGCAGACCAUCAGCUGGGUUAAAAGAAUUUGAAUACGAUAGUCAUCAAUUUAAAAAAAAAGAUAAUCAAAGUGAUAUGUUAUUUGAACUGAAGCAAAAAUCACAGCAUGGUAGCCUAGGGACAGAAAACAAGAUUGAUGAUGCAAAGGAGCCCCUUGUGACUAUCACUUCUGAAAAUAGGACAGUGCCACUGAAACAAAAGAUGUCAUUUGGUCAACAGACAUACAGCAUCAUUUCACUGGAGGAAACUACUUGGUUAAACCGAAGAUCUGGCAAAUUAAUGCAAAACCAGAGUCAACAGACUAAUGAUAGUUGGCUUCAGAAUUAUAGAGAGAAAAAGCAGAAACUUGCCAGUAAAGAAGCACUAUCAAAAAGUAAUGAGUCUGGGGUUCAAAAAUCUCAAAGAAUUAGUUCAGAGUCAGAGACUAAUGAACAGUAUACUGCAUUUGAGAUCAAAAUAAGCAGAGAACAAGGUGCUGUGCUUGAGUCCCAUGAGAAUAGUAAGCACUACCCAAGUUUAGAAUCCCAAAGAAGCAGCAAACAGCUUAUAUCCCUUGAAACCCAGAAAGCAAGUGAACUGCCUGCUAAAACAGACUCGUGGGAAGGUAAACAAUCUUUUGUUCCUGAAUCUCAAACAAAUAGUGAACAGAAGGUUGGUGGCCAGGUCACCAUUCCGGAAUAUCAAAGGGAUAACAACAAAUGCAUGAUCUCAGAGUUCGGGAAAGGUAGACAGGUAUCUGCUGCCCCAGAAUUCCAAAAAGGCAGUGAAGAGCCCACUUUAUCUGAAUCCCCAAAGGUCACUGAAUACCCAACUCCCCCUAACUCCCAAAGGAGCAGUGAAGAAACUGUUUUUCCUGUAUCUGAAAGAUUUAGUGAAAAAUGUACAGUGUCUGAAUCCUUGAGAGCCAUUGAAGAACCUGAGUCCCAGAUAACUAACGAGUCACCUAACAUACAGCUUCAUAGGACUAGUGAACAGCCUUUUGGAAGUGAAUCAAAAACCAGUGAAUUAUUUUCUGAGAAAUGGGAGACCAGUGGACCAUCCUUGAUUAAAUCCCAGGGAAUAGAAUUUUCCAACAUGCCCCAUUCCCGCAGGGUAAGUGCACCCCCCAGCAUAUUACAGUCUCUGAACUCUAAUGAACUACCCAACUUGCCCCAGUCCAGGAGAGCCAGUGAAACACUCAUAUCCCAGACGAUUACUGAAUCACAUCUUGUAUAUGGGUUCCAGAAGGCAAAUCUUCUCCCAGUUUCUGAGUCCCAGAGGGACAGUGAACAAGCCCUUUUUCCAGAGCCUCAAAUAGGCAGUGAAUAUCCCCCUUUGCUUGACUUUUUGAAAGGCAGCGGACAGUCUGCUAUUCCAGAACCAUCAGAAUGUAAUGAACAGCCCAUCUGCCCUGAGUCCCAGAAGUUUGGUGAACCUGCUGUAUCUGAGUCCCAAAAUAAUGGUGAACAGCCCACUAUUCCAGAAUUCCAAAGAGACAGUGAUCACCCAUAUGAGCUUGAAUUCCCAAAGGGCAGUGAACAACUUACUGUAUCUGAGUCCCAAAGGGAUAGCAAACAGCCUGCCAUCCCUGAAUCCCAAAGGAACACUGAAUCAGUGAGAGAAUCCAGGUGUAGGAGGGACAGUGUGAAGCUUGAUACAUCAGAAUCUCAAAGGUUCACUGAAUCACUCAUCAUGCUCAAAUCCCAAACAGAUAGUGAACAAACCAUCAUGCCUGAGUCUUGGAGUGUUAGCCAACAAUCCAUUACAUUACUGCCUGAAUGGGAAAGUAAACAACCUGCUGUGGUAGAGGCAGAACUUCAACUGGUUGCUGAUAAAGUGAACAAAGUAGCUGGGGAUAAUACUCUUGAAAGUGUCAUAAAUAAUUCAAAACAAAAGUCUUCAUUUGCUUCAAAGGCUCAGCAAACUUACAGCAUUAUUUCAGUUGGAAUGAAUACCUGGAAAAACAGAAGAACUGGUAAAAUAAUGACAUGUAGCAGUCAACAAACUGAAAGAAGUUGGCUUCAGGAGCAUAGAGCAAGAAAAGUAAAUCUCACAUCUAAGGAAAGUUUUUCUAGGAAUUCCAUGCCUGAAGAAAAAAAGACUGAAUUUGAUAAAAUACAUCGUGUUGAUGAUGACAGAAAGAAAAUUGUAGCACAGCAAGAUACUUGUAAGGAUGAGUCUCAGCCUGAGAAUCAGAUGGCAGCAGCAGCAGCACUGAUUAAAGAAAAAGAACUAAUAUCUUUUGAAGGUAAUGAAGCAGAAAAAGAACUGCAAGAGUCCUACAAAGAUGAACCCACUGUGGGAAACCAACAAGAGAAGUUGCUGCAGUCCCAAAGAGGAAGUCUACAGGAGGAUGCUUUAAUAGAUGGAGUUCCAAAGCCUGAGUUACUAGCUUCACAACAAUCUGGCCAAGAGGUAGUGAUGGUGGCAUCCAAAGUAGCCGAGGUGGUGAAAUACUGCCAACCUAGCCAGCAUGCAGACUUGCCAUUCCAACAUGCCAGUCAACAGCCAGAGGUGACAACAUCCCAACCAGCUAGCCAGCAAACAGAAAUAGCAGCAUCCAAGCAGGUUAGCCAGCAGGCAGUGUUAACAUCAUCUCAACAGGCCAGCCAAGAGGCAGAAGUACCAGCAUCCCCAAAAGCCAGUCAGCAGACAGAAAUAUCUCAAAAUGAGAGCAAACAGGCAGAGGUACCAGCCUCCCGACAAGCCAGCCAGCAGAUAGAUACAUCUCAACAGGCAGAAGAUAUAUCACCCCAGCAGGCCAGCCAACAGCAAGAAAUAAUGGCCUCUGGACAGGAAGAAGGGAUGACUCUCCAAAUAACCAGCAAAUUGGAUGUGGAGCAGGAACUCCAUCAAGGAAGUAAGCAGUCAGUGAAACAUGAAUUUCACUAUAAUGACAUCCUUUGGAGCACACCCUCAAGUGAUGCACAGCAGUCUUAUGAGUCUGCAAGUAGGAGUACCCUUGACAGUUCAUCAUCAUAUGUAGAGGGGGAAGAUGAAGCUCUGCAGACAUAUAGCAGAAUUUCUCUAGAAAAUGAUUUCUGGCUAAAUAGAAAAACUGGAAAAUUACUGAUAAAUCAUGGCCAGCAGACAAGUAUGAGCUUGCUUAGUAAAACAGCUUUGGAGAACAAUAGAAAUUCUGCAGGUUGUCCCAAAGCACCCAUAUCUGAUGUGAAAUUGAGUGAAGCAAAAUUUGGUCAGGAAACCUGCAGUAGCAACAAACCAUCUGAAAUUGCUGUAUCAGAUCUCAGCAUUCAGCCAUCUUGGGAUGAAGUGCAGAGUAUUGAUGAAGUUGAGCAAGUGCUAGUUUCUCAUGUAAGUAGGAAUAUGUUGAGUGCACAAUCUUUAGCUUAUAUAGAGGUGGAAUAUGAAACCGCGCUCACUUAUGAUUCAUUAUCCAUGCCAAAAGGAAGCUGGAUAAAUCUUAAAACUGGCAAAGUGCUAGCAUCUCAUUAUCAACAAACAGAUGAAUCAUCCUUUGAGAAACCUAAGGAAGACAUUCAAUCAGUUCGGCAUCCUAGCUAUACACCUGAGCUGAGUUAUUAUGAUCUAAGUGAUAGACCGAUAAAUGAAAGUUCACAACAAAGCUAUAGUGAUGCACAUAUGGAAUCUGAAAUGCCUGAUGGAUAAGAUGUUUGCUUUGAAGUAAUUAAGACUAAGAGAUAGACACUUCUGCUAUGAAAAAGAAAUCUGGAAUUUUGGUGGAUGGUGGUUGGAGCACACAACAAAGGAUGAUAGUGAAAUAAAAUAAAAUAAAAAAUGGGGAAAAUUGCUUGUUAUGGUUCAUCUGGUUCAGGGAUAAAUAAUCAUUUUUAUGGCUCUAUGCCAGUGGUUCUCAACCUGUGGGUCGGGACCCCAUUUGGGGUCAAAUGACCAUUUCACAGGGGUCGCCAAACCACGCUGUCCGCCAUUUUUUUCCCUUUUCCCUAGCUGUCCUACUCCCUCUUAUUGGUGGCCACACCCAUUUGGGGUUCACCACAACAUGGGGAACUGUAUUAUGGGGUCACGGCAUUAGAAAGGUUGAGAACCACUGCUCUAUGCCUUUUCCUCACUACUUUAUAGGAGACACUGUAGACAGAAGUUCAGCUGUUUAUAAAUAUGCAUUCAUCACUUGCUAGUUACAAAGUGAUGAGUUGCAUAUCUGAAUGAGCUUUUCCAAGUCAAAUACCAUGAUAGAAUUAUUAUUAUUAUUAUUAUUAUUAUUAUUAUUAUUAUUAUUAUUAUUAUGUUGGAAGGGACCUUGGAGGUCAUCUAGUCAACUCCCUGCUCAGGCA